AUGAAGCUCUUCUUGAAGCCUUUGGCCUGGCUGGCGGCCACGGCACACGCAACCUUUGAUACCAACCACCUGGCCGUCACAAACAACACGGUGUCUUACAACGGGACUGCGUCUGUGGCCUUUGACAGUUCAUCAAAUUGCAAGCAGUAUACUAUCAAAGCAGAAGAUACUUGCUUGAGUGUCGGACGUGCUACGAAUACUACAUACGCACAGUUACUAUCCUGGAACCCAAAGCUAGAUACCGCUUGCUCGAACCUCAAGACCCUUGCAGACGCCCAGCUUUGCAUUAGCAACCCCUUGGGCGAUUACGGCAUCUCUAGCAAUACUCAUGGGCUGACAACCGUCGCCACUACCGCUGCGUAUGUACCUUCCCCAAAGCACGACGAAAUGAGUUCAACCAAAAACUGCGGGGAGUGGCACAAGGUCGAGUCUGGAGAAGACUGUUUAACCAUGACUGCCAUAUACGGUAUUGCACUCAAGGAUUUCCUCUUCCUUAACCCCAUGGUGUAUGACAACUGCACCAACCUUUUGGCAGAGGUUUACUACUGUGCUAAGCCCGUUGGUUAUGUCUCGGACUACCUCGGCUAUGGUGGCUCAACCACGCGCGCUCCUAUAAAGCCUGUUGGCGCCACGACUCUGUCUCAGAGCGGUCCGCUCCUCGGAAACCUGGCCAGUGAUGGGCCUGUGAUUCCGCUCGCAAAUGGCACUCGAAAAGACUGCUACGGUUAUAUAGACUUCCCCAAUGUUACCGACAACUACGCGGCCGAUUGCUGGAGCCUAGCAAUGCUCGUUGGAACAACAUCCGAGGAACUGAUCCUUUGGAACCCUUCUCUAGCGCAAAGUGCGCAGCAAGGCAAGACGGAUGACCCUGCGACGUCACUAACAAUCGACGAACACGACUACACCUACCCGUGCACCCUGGCAGCGAAUACGUCGUACUGCCUCGUCCUCUCCUCUCCUAUACCUUCCACGGAACCCCCCCAACCCGAGAAGCCAGCACCACGAGCCGCUGGCGAGAUUGCGAAUUGCACUUCCUGGGCCCUAGUGCAUGACUACACUACCUGUGCAAGCAUAAUGGAUCUCUAUUACCUUGACAUCGACACUUUCUAUAAGAUGAACCCAACUAUUAAAUCUGAUUGCACUGGACUCGCCGCUGGAACGUUCUACUGCGUCUCAAUGUGGCCUGGUGGCGGUCUAGAUCCCGCGGUACUUGACGAUGACGACGACGACUCUUACUUGACAACGACCCCCGGGUCUUCCACACCGUCGCGUCCUAGCACGCCAUCCCCCGUUCAGACGGGCAUGGUGAGCGGCUGCAAUAAGUUCUACAAGGUGGUCUUAGGCGACGGCUGCUACAAUAUUGCCCACGCUGAGGGUUUUGACCUGGAUGACUUUUACUUGUGGAAUCCCGCCGUCAAGAACGACUGCACCGGCCUCCAGGUCAACGUCUACGACGGCAUGGUCGACGACUGCGCCAAGUUCUACCAGGUCAAGUCCGGGGACGGCUGCUGGGCCAUUGUCCACGAUGCAAACAUUGAUCUUGGCGACUUUCUCAAGUGGAAUCCCGCCGUCCAUAAUGACUGCACAGGCCUGCAGGAGAACGUGCAUGUCUGCGUUGGGGUAUAA
Messenger RNA from Cordyceps militaris CM01, 1626 nucleotides. RefSeq names its product Peptidoglycan-binding lysin domain. The record is from RefSeq and is a predicted model, not a curated record. The transcript has 8 exons. The coding region runs from base 1 to 1626 and encodes 541 amino acids. Lineage: Eukaryota; Fungi; Ascomycota; Sordariomycetes; Hypocreales; Cordycipitaceae.